AUGGGCUCGGGUAAAGUCAUCACGGAGUUCAAGUCUCACACGGGAGCAGUCAACACUGUCCAGUUUCACCCGAGCGAGAAUCUCCUGGCCUCCGGCAGCGCAGACCGGACGGUGAAGCUGUGGAACCUGGUGAAUUUCACGAUGGUCGGAUCAUUGAAGGGAGACACCAGCGCCGUCAGAUGUGUGUUCUUCAGUCCAGACGGCUCCUGUCUGUACAGCGGCUCCUCCGACACGCUCCGGGUGUUCGGGUGGGAACCGGACCGCUGCUUCGACGUGGUGUCUGUCGGCUGGAGCAAAGUGUCGGAUCUGUCCAUCUGCAACAGACAACUGAUCGGAGCGUCGCAUCAGCUCUCCACCGUCUCCACGUUUGUUGUGGAUCUCACGCGUGUCAAGCGGAACGGAAGAGACGUGCUCCAGGACAUCAUCCUGGACGACCGGCUUCUGUCCGUCCCGCCCAGGGUGAAGCCGUUUUUUGACCGCCGCAGUCCCGAGGGAGAGCGGCGCAGUCCCAGUGAAGACGAAGGAGACGAGAAAGUGUCUUCAGCUGAAAUCCACAACGCUGACGAUUACAAGGCGAUCUUCCAGCCCAGAAACGUCAUCCCUCGAAGACCUCCAAAGUUUCCGGAACCUUUCCCUGCUCCCCCUGAAGACGACUCUGUCCUGGGAAUAAGUAGCAAAAUGAAAGGAAUCGCUCCGUUUGCUGAAAAACAGCAGGUCUCUCCCAUCGCUCAGUCCACUCCUGUGCAGAGAGUGGAGCCCACGGUGGUGUGUGCAAAGCGGGUUCCUCCCCCAGCGGAGCCUCCCACGGCCUGGCCUCCUCCUGCUCCCUCUGCUCCCUCUGCUUCACAAAAAUAA
Knipowitschia caucasica is the source of this 855-nucleotide messenger RNA. Lineage: Eukaryota; Metazoa; Chordata; Actinopteri; Gobiiformes; Gobiidae. The record is from the annotation of a GenBank genome assembly.